Paramecium pentaurelia is the source of this 1828-nucleotide messenger RNA. NCBI's taxonomy places the organism in Eukaryota, Ciliophora, Oligohymenophorea, Peniculida, Parameciidae. The record is from the annotation of a GenBank genome assembly.
AUGAAUUAAAAUAGAGAGUGUUAACAUCAUGAAAAGGUUACAGAAUUAUUUUGUGAAACAUGCAAAGACUUAGUUUGUAAUGAUUGUGUUAGUUAUGGUCCACAUCAAACUAAGAAUCAUAAAAUAAUUAGUUUCAAAGAUGCCUAUACAAUAAGAUAGGCAUUCAUUAAGGAUAGAAUUGAAACUGCCAUGAAAAAUAAGAAAGAGAAUCUAUUAGAUUAAUUAGAGAAGAUAGAAACUAGAAUGAAAUAUAUAACAGAAGUAAAGGCCACUAUUGUUAAAGAUAUACAUAUGGAAUUUGAAGGAGGUAUUUUAAAGAGAUUGAAUGAUUAAUCUGGUACAUUAACAGCUGUACUACAGAAAGACAUUGCUUGGUUAUAAAAACAUUUGAAUUCAAUUGAUGAUUUUAUUCAUACUUUUGAAUAUUUAGCAAUGGAUCAGAAUGUGUUACCUUUACUAUUCAUGUCAAAAACAUUAACUCAAUAAACUAUGAAAUUACUUAGCAUCAUAAUUAAAAGUAAUACAAUAAUUAUUAUUAUAUUAGCUGAAAUAACAUCUCAUCCAUCUGAUUUACCUAGAGAAUUGUUUGAUCUCAGAACUAAAAUCUAAAAUUCAGAAAUUCUCUAACAAUAAAUUGAAUUCAAAAAGUAAGUUAUUUGGAAAUGUCGAUAAGAGAAAAUCUAAUCCUUAUAGAAUAUUAAAGAAGAAUUUUUUAUCAAAAUUGAAGAUGAAAUAUAUGAUUGGGUAAGAUUACUUAAAAAAGUUGUCAAUACUUUAGAUAGUUUAUGUAUGAUAUGUACAUUUUGUGGAUGUUUUAUUGAUGUAGUGAAUGAACAAUGUGCACUCAAUAUUAAACCAUAUGAAGAAGUUUAAUUUGAUUGUAAAUAUUAAUCUUAUUAAAAAAGUUACUGGAUUUACAAAUGAAUAACCUAAAAGGAAAGUCUUUGGAACUUGUUAGCAUUUCUUUGGUUAUCCAAGAGAUGAAUAUUUAAUUUUGAGAAAAGAUAAAUAUGCUAAUUUUGGAGAUUAUUAGGAAUAAAGAAGAGCUGCAAAGGAAGUUUAUUUCAAAGUUUUUAGAUCACUAUGUAUAUUAAUAUCAAUAUAAAUUAAGGGUUUUCUAUAAUAGAUCUAAAGGCAAGGAGAUAUUUGAAAUAAUUGGAUUUAUAAGCUAUUUUCAAAAAAUAUGACCCUGAUAAUAAAGGAUGGUUGUCUAUAGUCAAAUUCAAAUAUCUUAUGCAUUAAGAAUUGGGUAUGUCUGUAUAAGAAAUUGAGAAACUUGUCAUUUAUUUUAGAGAUGAAAAGGAAGAUAAAGUAAUUAUAUAAAUAUAUUUGAAUAAAGGUCAAUUAUGAAUACUUUUUAGGAAUUGAUUGGUAUUUAGAAGAAUUAUAAAGAUUAGAAGAAUAAGUGAAAACAGAAUCUGUUAAAUAUGCUAAAUUAUAUAAUAGGAGAGUUAGAGCUAAGACAACCUCUCCUCCUUAAAGAUAAGAAGCUAAAAUUGUAGAAAAACCAUAAUAAUAAUCUACUAUUUAUAGUAGUUUUACUCGUUUUUCAUAAGCUGUUGAAAAAUAACCUGUUCCAUAACCUGUUUAAUAUGAAUAGCCUCGUUUUGGAUUUGUAGAUAGAGAUAAUUCUCAUGCUCAAUCUCUGAAUAAAUAGUAUCCUCAAAAAAACAACUUUGAAUUUUAAGCAGAAUCAAGUUUAAAGAGUAAAUAAAAAUCAUCUUCUUUAUAACCUAAGAGAGUUUAAUUUGAAGAGAAAUAAGGUUAUUAAAGAUUUAAGGAAUCAGCAUAAAUAAGUGGAAAUUAUGCUUAAAAAUAUUAUAAUUGA